Homalodisca vitripennis (glassy-winged sharpshooter) is the source of this 2063-nucleotide messenger RNA. RefSeq names its product probable cysteine--tRNA ligase, mitochondrial (gene CysRS-m). The transcript has 10 exons. Gene Ontology annotation, molecular function: cysteine-tRNA ligase activity; ATP binding. Gene Ontology annotation, cellular component: cytoplasm. The record is from RefSeq and is a predicted model, not a curated record. Gene Ontology annotation, biological process: cysteinyl-tRNA aminoacylation. The coding region runs from base 334 to 2016 and encodes 560 amino acids. NCBI's taxonomy places the organism in Eukaryota, Metazoa, Arthropoda, Insecta, Hemiptera, Cicadellidae.
GCUGUAGUCGGGUUUUGUUUACCUUUUUAGGUUAGUUUAUACGGUGAAGUGCGAAUUUCGUGGUUAUGUUAAAGAAUAUUUAGAAUACUUUACAAUUAGUUUAAUUGAAUUGUGCUUAUUGAAAUAUAUCACAUUUCAAGAAGAGAAGAAACUAUCCCGCAACAAGUUUUGAUAUAAUAUAAUAGUUUCAAUACAUCAAACAAAGUGCUAAAUACUGUUGAAAACAAAAUAUUAAUAAUUUUUAAUUUUAAGUAUAAAUUAAUGUUAACUCUAUAAUGAAAAAUAUACCAUUUAGCCUAUAAAUACUAACACACUGAAAUCUCUAGCAUAAAAAUGAUAUCAAUAGCAACAGGUUGUGUCUUACAAAAGACAAAUAAUAUUUUAGUAAAUAAAGUAAUAAUAGGGAGCCUAGUAUUCUGUCAAAACUUUGCUGGCAGUUGUAUAGCACUAUCAGAGACAGUACCUAAACCAGUGAUUCAUUCAAAAUGGCAUGAACCGCUUGGUCAUGAUUCUGAUAUAUUAAUAUACAAUCCUCUCAUUAAACAGAAGUCCAAGUUGUUAUUGCAGGUUGAAAACACAAUCAAAUGGUACAGCUGUGGUCCAACAGUUUACGACUCUGCUCACAUCGGACAUGCUUCAUGUUAUGUGAAACUUGACAUCAUAAGGAGAAUACUGACUAGUGUGUUCAACUUGGACGUCUUCUAUCUAAUGGGAAUCACAGAUAUUGACGAUAAAAUCAUUUUGCGGUCAAACGAAGCAAAAGAAGAUUUCCACAGCUUGGCUGAAAGAUAUAAGGUUGAAUUUUUCAACGACUUGGAGAAGCUGAAUGUUCUGCCACCUACAAUGACGGUGAAAGUAUCCGACCACAUUCCAGAUAUUAUAUCUUUCAUUGAGAAAAUCCUGGAAAAAGGUCACGCAUAUGUGGCACCAUCAGGCUCUGUGUACUUCGCGGUGGAGGGAUUUCCCAGCUAUGGAAAACUUCGCCCUCCCCAGCUCAGUGAGAGUCCAGAGAAGCCCAAUCCGGAGAAGAGGAGCCCACUGGACUUUACUCUUUGGAAGGCUGCCAAGGCCGGAGAGCCCCGCUGGGAUAGUCCCUGGGCGCCAGGGCGUCCCGGAUGGCACAUAGAAUGCUCAGCUAUGGCCAGUAAAGUGCUAGGGCCCAGGCUGGACAUACAUUCCGGUGGCCAGGACCUGGUGUUCCCUCACCACCAGAACGAAGAGGCGCAGAGCUGUGCCUACCACAACACCUCCCAGUGGGUCAACUACUGGCUGCACACAGGUCACUUAAGUGUGAAAGGAGACGUGAAGAUGUCGAAGUCUCUGAAGAACACAGUCAGCAUUUCACAGCUACUGGAGAAAUACUCCAGCAACCACUUCCGUAUGUUGUGCCUUCUCUCCCCAUAUAGAAAUAGUAUAGAAUACUCGGAAGAGACCAUGGGAACAGCUGUGGGCAACUGCCGCAGGGUUGAGUCAUUCCUGGAUGAGUGUGAACUCUACCUGUCGGGUGUCAAGCGGACAGGGGCUGUUGACGAAGUCGCUGUCGUCAAGCUGGUCCAAGAUGCUAAAACUGCAGUGAGGAGACAUUUGGCAGACGACUUUGACACCUCUAGAGCUAUGGAUGAGGUGUUGCGGUUAGUUUCUGCCAUCAACACAAUGCUGGGCAGUCCAUCGUCGGGGUUGACAUCGCACAGUGUGGUGGCCGUAGCAUCUGCUUCGAACUUCGUCAAGAACACUCUGACUCAACUUGGCUUCUCCCUCAAAUCAGACCAGAGUGGACGGGAGGACGUGAGAAAACUGACCUCGGUUCUGGACGCAACUGUGGCAUUCCGCUCGUCGGUGCGUGAAGUGGCGCUGCACCCCGAGAUGGUGAAGCCACGCCGCGCACAGCUGCUGAAAGCUUGCGAUACGCUGCGCAUGUCUCUCUCUGAGACUGGAGUCGAGGUCAAGGACCACAAGUCCCAGAAGUCCACGUGGAGGCUGAUAGAUGUUGUCCAGUCCGAUACUAAGACUGAUUAGUAAUUCUUGUAACUUUAUUGGUAAUAAAAGUUGUUUUUUUAUUUUCA